AAGAAUCCACUUUAGGAUCAAUCCAAUUUAAAAAACAAUUUUUUUUGGAGAUCUCCUCCGUAGAACUAGUUUCAUAUUGACAUGCACACAGACAUAGUGCUAGUGAGGAACCCGUAGUAGUUAAGGACAAUGGUAUGACCCAUUGAAAUGGAGAAAGCAUUUCGAGAAGAAAAAAUCUUCUCAUCCAAGUUGAUUUGACGUUAUGAUUGGAAUCUUAGAAUAGUGAACUCAUCAUCAACUGCUACCUCUUAUUAACAAAUGUCCAAAAUAUCCUCCUAGCCUCGAUCAAAGGAUCAGAUCCCGUGCGGUCUUACACCUUAGGGGAAGGAGAACUUGGUCAAAUUGAAAUUUUCAUGGUGUUCUUGAACAAGGGCAUUUCAUCAUUGGAAAUGAUACUUUGUCAUAUACAUGUCAAGUUAAUGCCAUCUCAGUUCUGAUAUAAGUAUAUGAAUUUCAUGGUUUAAUCCCUACUCUCACUGAUUUAUUUGUUUUGCAGAUGAACUUGAUCUCAAAAUUGAAAAACCCAUACAUUGUAGAUUAUAAAGAUGCUUGGGUGGAAAAGGAAAGCUGUGUUUGCAUUGUGACAAGCUACUGUGAAGCUGGAGACAUGGCUGAGAUGAUAAAGAAAGCUAGAGGAACUUUUCUCCCUGAGAAGAAGCUUUGCAAAUGGCUGACACAGUUGUUGCUUGCUGUGGAUUACCUGCACUCCAACAGGGUCCUCCACAGGGAUCUGAAGUGCUCCAACAUAUUUCUAACAAAGGAGAAUGACAUCCGCCUUGGUGACUUUGGACUUGCAAAACUACUCAGUAAAGAUGAUCUCACUUCUUCGGUUGUGGGAACUCCGAACUACAUGUGCCCUGAGCUCCUUGCAGACAUUCCUUAUGGCUACAAAUCAGAUAUUUGGUCACUAGGAUGCUGUAUGUUCGAAAUUGCUGCACACCAUCCUGCAUUCAGGGCUUCUGAUAUUGCUGGACUAGUCAACAAGAUAAACAGAUCCUCCAUUUCUCCACUCCCAACUGUGUAUUCCUCUGAAUUGAAACGGUUAAUCAAGAGCAUGCUGAGAAAGAAUCCAGAACAUAGACCGACUGCUUCAGAUCUGUUGAGGCAUCCACACUUGCAACCAUACCUCAUUGAAUGCUGCAACCCUUCUUCUGUUUUUCUUCCAGUAAAAACUACAAAUAACUCAGGGGAUAAACCAACACAAAUCCGAUCAUCUAAUAAGUCUAAUGCCGGAAAGGAAGGUAAAGGCAGAGAGUCAAGGAAAGAUGCACCAAGAGAGCCGAGGAGUCCAGAGGAGGUGGUCUCAAACACUGAUGUCCAGCCAAGAAAUCUAAGAAAUGUAGAUAAAACAGAGACCAAAAAGGUUGACCCAACAAGCUAUCGUUACGAAGCAUCUCACAACAAUAGGGGUGUGCAAGGAGGAAGUAGAGACAGUGAGAUGACGUCUCACAGUGGAGAUCAAGUCAAUGCCAAAUGUUUCCAACAAAUAGAAAGCACUGACACAGAAAGCACCUCACUGAAUACGGCAAUUAGUAAUCAAAAAGAUGAACAAAGGGAGGAAAAUUCUCCUGAACAUUACCUGCUAGCAGAAGAGAUUGAUACGAGGACAGGAGUUAUCCCAGAGGAUGGAUCAGCACUGUGUGCUCCAGAGGCUCUUGCGCACAAUCAUAUACAAGGUGACGGUGCAAAAACACAAAACAUGCACAGAGGGGCAUCAUCCAUUGCAGAUUCUAUGGGUCCAGUUGCAUCCAAAGAUGAAGAAACAUCGUCGUCAGCUAGGGAAAAUGUUAUCCAUAACAUAAAUGUAGUAACACACAUCCACUGUUCAAAGCAAGUGGAAAAACCUAGUGACUCUCCACCAUGUGCUCCCCAAGACUGUAUGUCAUCAGGAAGCACAUUCAGUGGUGAUGAUGUAGGACCGGAAACAGUUAAUACUCUCAACCACGAGAAAUCAAGGACUGGUAACAAUGAUGAAAUAAAUUGGGUUACCAAUGAUAUCUCACUGAUGAGUACAUUGACAGCUCUAAACAGUGAUGACACAAGGGCUGAGUUGAAUAAUCAUAGCCAACAAAGAGCUGAUGCUCUGGAGUGCCUGCUGGAGCUAUGUGCACAAUUACUUGAACAGGACAGACUUGAGGAACUUGCGGGAGUGCUGAGACCAUUUGGAGAAGAAGCUGCAUCAUCCAGAGAAACAGCAAUUUGGUUGACAAAGAGCCUAACGACGGCACAAAUAUUUAAUGGGGGAAUCUAUAACUCAAGACCUAAGACUGCACUUAAAUACACUUAUCAGUGCCACCAAACACCAUAAAUUUUGAAGGAGAUAACAAGCACCUAGAAUAUAUCCCAUAUUUCCACCCAUUUCUUGUGU
This is a messenger RNA of Macadamia integrifolia, 2368 nucleotides long. RefSeq names its product serine/threonine-protein kinase Nek6-like. Gene Ontology annotation, biological process: protein phosphorylation. The record is from RefSeq and is a predicted model, not a curated record. The coding region runs from base 497 to 2308 and encodes 603 amino acids. Lineage: Eukaryota; Viridiplantae; Streptophyta; Magnoliopsida; Proteales; Proteaceae. The transcript has 11 exons. Gene Ontology annotation, molecular function: protein kinase activity; ATP binding.